GAGCCAAGCUCUCAGUCUACAGAGUUCUUCUCUCUCUAAAAAGAGUCUCAGAGGAGUAGCCAUGUUAGUCUGUAACUUUAACAACGAGUAGUCGUGCGGUACCUUAGAGACGCAUUGCCUCUAAAAAAAAGACAUUUUAUUAGAAAUUAAAAAUUAACAUGGUAUUAAAAUGUAGAAUAAAAUCUUAAAUAUUCACACUGAAAAGGCAUGAAGAAAAAGGACUGUCAUCAAGUGAUGGUCCUCAAUAUAUUUGUUGUUUCCUUUAAAUCAACACGCACAACCUGGGCAAAGCUACGUCUAAAGUAACUAACUGGAAUACCUCCAGGUGCUUCUCCCGAUGGCACAAAUGCAUUUCCACAUCUCACCCAUUAGGUCAAUGAGUCAAGAAAGAGGAGAGGGUUCCAGUCGCGGAGGUAUCAAUACAGAAGUGAACAUCAUGCUGAUUUGGGGAGGUAAUGGGAUGAUAUUAUGCUCACAAUUAUUUGCAAACUCAGUGUGCUGUCCUGACUGCCUGCCACUUGCUAUUCCCAGUAAUUUAUGCACAUUCCUGGAGGGGUUCAGAAGAAAAUCUUAGUCCCUCAGCUGCUGUGGAUGUUCUGUCAAAGUUAAUAUUCAGAAAUCACAGUUUUUCUGUGACAAGAAUGUUUAGACCCCUAAGAGAAGCAUCCUGACUUUGGGCAGGUCUGCCUCUGUAUCUAGCUUCAUACAUGUUUCUGCAUCUUAGGAGGCGGGAGUUCCACUCCUUUACUACUAACCUGGGUUCACCUACAGGAGGUAAGUUUAACCCUUCUUUGAAUGUUUUCCUAUUAAAUUUCUUAGCUGGAAUGGCAGAAACAGCCAAGAAAUCACUAGAUUUUUUUAGGACUAAAAUCUUUACAGAUCAUGCAUUAUUACUCUGUCCUUUCAGUGGCUUGGAAUACCUUGAUUUGAAUACAAAAAAACUCCCUGUAUUUUUGUAAAUUACCCAACUUUUUUUUUUUUUUUACUCAAAAUGAAAUUACACCUCCGGGGAAGGCUGUAAAAAUGCUAAGCAGCAGUUUGCAUGCUCAAGUACUGUGCACAGACUGUAUAAUUAUUUGCCUCCAUGCACUGAGCAAAUAAUUCCUUGGAUCCAGUUUCUAAAGGGGAAAAGUGACACUUUCCCUUUAAGGCUAGCGUGGUUUGUGUGCGUGUGUGUAUGUGUGAGAGUGUGUGUGUCUCCUCCUCUUUGAGUGACACAGCAGUUAGAUAUGCCUAUCAGUAACUUAAACCCCACAAACUCCACCUUCUAAGUGAGGAAGCUGUGGGUUGAUGGAAAUGUAGUGAGCAGAUUGAGACAGACAGUGAAUCAUUAGCAAACUGCAACGCCAGGAUGAACUUGUCUGGAACCUAAAAGGAGAAAACCGUCUGUGUGUGUUGUGCUUUGCCUUGCUGGGUUUUUGUUGAAGACAGCCAAAGUGGAUCUAACAGCUGGUUGAUCGCCAGUCCAAGAUGCUUCUGGUUUCCCAGCGGGUCAUGGAGCCACAUAUUCCAUUACAGGGAUCCAUUAAGAGAAAACUGGAAGAUGACAGCUCCCCUGCUUCCAGCGGCAUGCCCGAUGUUAUUUUCCCAAGCGACAACAAGAGACUCUGUCUUGAUGAUGUAACUCUAUCUAUGGGCCAAGAUACCAAUCCCAAUGUGGCAUGUCCCGAUAUGCAGAACUCGCCAUUCUCCACCAAUCACAGCGCUUCUUCCAUGGGAGUAGCUGGUCAUUCAGUGCUACUUGAAAACAAUCACAUGAAUGGCAGUGGCAUUGGUUCUCCAUUUUCGGUACCACCCAACACAGAGAUAGGACAGAAAGGGACGAUAGGUGGGCAGAAUAAUGUUGUUCACUAUGACGAAAAAGGAAACAAUAUGCAAUCCAUGGACCAGGAACUGCAAGAUCUGUUAGAAGAGCUGACAAAAAUGCCUGAUCCUUCUCCUAAUGAGCUGGAUCUUGAGAAGAUCUUGGGAAGCAAGGCCGAAGAGACACUUGGUCUGAGCCACCCACAGGCAAGCAUCACCACCACGCCAAAGUCCUCUCCGCAGACCUCUCACUUGGAGAACCACAUUGUCAACAAAGACUUUUCUCCAGGUUGCAAUCCAACGAGUGGAGGAUCACCUCAAAUGAGGUCUUCAUCUGCUGUUGCAUCUCCCAUCUCUUCGGCAGCACAGAGUAAGAACCAGGCCCAGCCUAUUCUGCCCGUACCCUUGUCCAACAUGCCUGGGUCUAACUGGCAUGCACAGCAACUAAAGCAGCUAGCAGCAAACAAACAAGUGUCUACUACUAAACAGCAAGUGCAGGCUCCCAACUGGCCAGCCAUGGCCACCCCAGGUCUUUCUCCACCUUACAGGCCGGGAUCAUCACCACACCAUCAACCUUUCAGCCCUCAGAAUGUCAUGGUGUCCAGCAUGGCUUCUAAUAGUUUACCUGGAAACAACAUUCAAAGUCCUCAAAACACUCUGCUUUCAAACAUGUCCAGUACCAACCCAUCCAGUGGGCCUUCUCCGCCAUACGGGUCAGAGAAGCUUUCCAGUCCUGCUCUGAACCAGCCGCCUUUCAGUCCCCAGAAUCCCAUGCUCUCCAAUAUGACUUCAGCCAGCCUGCCGACCAACAACAUUAAAAGUCCGCAGAACAAUUUGGUUUCCAGCAUGGCCUCCACAACGACGGGGCCCUCCCCACCAUACAGGCCAGAAAAACUGUCCAGCCCAGCUCUGCACCAGCAGCCGUUUAGUCCCCAAAAUACAUUAAUUCCUAACCUCACUGCCACCAGCAAUCCCACCAGUAUGCAAAGCUCUCUCUUCAAAUUGAUGACUACAAACCAGCCCAAAAACAUGAACAUCAUUAUGCAACAGCCGUCGAAUGGCUUGCAGAAUGAGAAUCCUGUGGCCCAAGACCAGUUUUCUUUCAAUAACACCAAACCGCUGUCUCAUUUUGCAUCGGAGUCAACUACUCCAAAGAUGUCAACCAUGACUGCUGGUCCAGGGCAACAAUCCCUCAUUCACUAUCUCCAGCCACAGCAGCAAGCGCCGGCCACACAACAGUCUCCUCAGGCUAAUAAUACCCAGUUUAUUGAGCAACAUCUUCGACAACUGAUGCAACCGCCUCGGAUGCAGAGACACAUGCAGCCGACUGCUUUGCCGUCUCAACCCAGACAGGAUCAGAAUCCAGGCAUUGUUACCAGACUUCAGGAGCCAGGCACUAUGCCCAGUGGAGGCUCGGGGCCUGCGCCAGCGACAGUCAACGGAUACACGAUGAGGAACCAUUUGCUGAAGCAGCAGAUCAUGAGACGGCAGCUAUUGCAGGAGAAGCAGAAACAAAGCAUGCUGGGAGCCGCGUCUGAGCAGAGGGCUUCCUUUGCACCCCAGCAGAUGAGUCAGUUUCAGGCAAUGCCACAGCCUGUUCCUACUGACUGCGGGCAGGCCAUGCCAGCUCCUCCACUCAGCCACCGCAUGAUGCCGUCCAAUCCAGGACUACUUCAGAACAGCUUGGGCUCCGGCAUUACUCCAACCACUGUUAACCAAAACAGUGGGGCAAUGGUCAUGAUUCCGCAUAAUCCUGGCAAACAGCAAGGAAUUUUCCCACCGAAUUCCGAUUUUAACAUGCCUCUGCGACCAAACCAAUCCUCGCUGGGCAUGAGCUCAGGAUGCCAAACAGUCCACAGCCAUGCCACAGUCCAGCCAGGAAUGACAUUGUCUAGCUUUAGCUCCAAUUCCUUAACAAAUCACUCAGCAGCUCAGCAACACUUAAGACAGCCGACUAUGCCAAGAAUUUCUACCGUCUAUCCCAACACAGCUGCCCAGAUGUGGACACCGACUGGGGUUUCAAGAAUGCCAAAUCAAAGCCAAAUGGAUACCAGCAUGCAGCCAUUCUCCAGUAACCCUCUAGUCUCCAAGCAGAACGUGAGACCAAAUAUGCCAGGUCAGCCGUUUUCCCACCAGGCUGUAGCGCCUCCUAAUCAGAUUGCACCAGGAGUCCAGGUCAGACAGAUGCAAAAACUAAACCUGGGGCAGUCCGGCCAGAGCCUAAACACGCUGAAUAAUCAGAACUUGCGACACAAUUUAACCAGAGGACCAUUGCCAGCUAUGAAUGUUAUGAAAUCCAUGCCACAAGGCAUGUCCAGUUUUAACCAGCUCAAUCCAGCUCAAGGACUCUGCCCACCAAGUUACCCCUCCGCAGGCCAGCUGUCAGGAACAUUCAACAGAAUGAGCACUGCCUCCGAGCUCCCGCAGUACGACUUUGGGCCACAACAGAGUAAUUCGAUCUUGCCAGGAAACUGCAGCGAAACUGACUUCAUCGACUCCCUCAUGAAGAACAGUAGCAACAACGAUGAAGACUGGUUGAACAAUUUGACAAUGAUAGACGACAUUUUGGGACAGCAUGCUCAAAGCUCUGGGCACGUUUAGCUCAUCAGGAAGCAGACUUAGCUUGUAAAUAACUUGUGUGUGACUUCGAAAAGUAAAAACAAACCAACACAAAUCGCCUCCUCUUUCAAUGCCGAACGAAUGGACGCGGCCAAUUCGUUGCCUGCAUCGAAGUUUAAUAUGGGCAGUUUUUCAGAUGACUGUAUAUAUUUGAAUAUUUUGUAAAUUAUGUUUUCCUAAACAUUAAAUAUAGAAGUAUUUAUACUUCUUUGCUGAACUGUUUGUAAAUAAAUCUAUAGCAAACAUUUUUUGUUUUAUUAUAGGAAUUUCAUUAUACCUUGUUAUAAAUAUGCAAAUAAUAUUGUUAGUUUCAGUAAUACUGUGUAUUACAGCAUAAAAUACUUAUGUUUUUGACAUAACUUAACACAUGAGCUGGGGUUGUCUGUGCAAACUGGUUAAACAGGAAGCAAAUGUGGUAAUUUAUUUCCCUAGUCAAGAAAGAAGAUGGAGGAGUUGCAUUUUUUUUUUAACUCUCAACUCGGUCUUAGCACCCUUCCUGCAAACUGAUCCUCGUGAGUGGAUUCCAUCAUGGCUUCGUGGAGGUAUUCACCCACAGAUAUCUGAUUGCAGGAUUGCGGCAACGUUUUCAGUUGAGAUAUACUUCUCCAUAUGUUAAUGAGAGUGUUGAAUGCAUUAACUGUCUCGCCCUGAGUAUAUACUCGUAAUAAUAUAACUGUUAACACAGAUUACGUGACUACAGAUUACAACCGAUUGAGGAGUUAUGGUGUGACAUGAGCAACACCCGAAGAGCAAACAUCAGCCAAACAUUGUUAAAGCCCCCUUCUGGAGGUUUCAUCCAAUGAUGCGAUUUUUCUGGUUUGCAUACCUCUGCCAUGUAUAUUUGUAGUGUACAGGUGAUUUGUUCCUGGUUUCAAGGCUUUUCAUAAUUUUGUUUUUAAUGUGAGACUUUUUUUCUGCAGGGGAGAAAAGUCUAGCGACAUUAAUAGUUACUUUUUGAUGUUUUUGUCAGCUACUAUUGUUAUAUGUAUAUUUAAGUCUGUUUAUAAAAGAUCCACUGUACUGUAAACUUCUAAAAAUGUUCAUACUUUGUGUAAUCAUAUUUUAAUAGUCAUGUCAUACCUUGCAAUACAUUUGUAAUAUAACGUCAGCUUCAAGCACAGAAUGUUUUUUCUUCAUACCAUAAUAAACUGCCGGGGGAAAAUUGCAUAUAUUUUAUGUUUUCAUUUCAUAGAAGCAGCAUUUUGUAGCCGCAUACAUUUGAUCUGAAUUAUUUCACUGUUUUCCAGGCUGUUAGGACGUCAUUUGAAUACCUUGUAUAAAUAUAUAUAUGUGCUAUUACUAGAAGAAAUGAGGUAGAGGAGGAAUUGAAUUAAGCAGGUGAGAAUUUCAGUUUUGGAUGGGAUUUCCUAUGCCAGAUUUACCCAUCCUUUCAAAUGCAAUUAUAAAUGAAUCCAGACAACUCUAUCUGUUUGUAUAUAACAUCUACUACCAUAAUGCGACACUUCUUAUUAUCCAGAAAUAUAAAUGACUCUAGAUUUUGGAAUGAUUACUUUGACAACUCUUUAUUUUUACCUGAAAUACCUGUUGGUCUAUCUGGAAAAUGCAACUGUUCCACUUCAAGGUAAAGCCAUGUCCAGUGUAAAGCAAUUCAGGGCAAUUGUCCAGGUGCUGUCUUGUUAGAGCUACACCAUAUCAUCUCGUAUUAUAAACGUUUGUGUGUGCCUGUGGGGAACAACGCUGAGCCACCCCAUUCAGUUUAGAGAUGUAAGACUUUAAGGGAGGGCUCGAGAUGCAAAAAGCUACUGCCUGCUCUGGGGGGGGGAGGGGAGCGCGAGGAUGUUAAAAAAAUGGCCAUCCCAAAUGGGUCUUAAAAAUAUACAAGUGAAGCUAAAGUUAAAUCAGGUCCAUUUAAACCAAAUCCAAAAAGGCUGCAGAUCUUUUGGGACAAUAAAAUCAUGCAGUUGGAGAAGAAUUUUGUAAUCUCUGUGUGGGGAUGUGGGAUUGUUCAUAACCCUGCCUACCAAAAAGCCUGUAAGAAAUCGGGCUAGAUGAGUAAACCUCUUGGUGUCAAGUAUGAGAGGGGUAGCCGUGUUAGUCUGGAUCUGCAAAAGCUACAAGGAGUCCUGUGGUGUCAAGUAUC
This is a messenger RNA of Pelodiscus sinensis (Chinese soft-shelled turtle), 6523 nucleotides long. RefSeq names its product mastermind like domain containing 1 (gene MAMLD1). Gene Ontology annotation, cellular component: nuclear body. Gene Ontology annotation, biological process: regulation of transcription by RNA polymerase II. The record is from RefSeq and is a predicted model, not a curated record. Lineage: Eukaryota; Metazoa; Chordata; Testudines; Trionychidae.